Messenger RNA from Sciurus carolinensis (gray squirrel), 1095 nucleotides. RefSeq lists its product as uncharacterized. The record is from RefSeq and is a predicted model, not a curated record. The transcript is spliced from 8 exons. NCBI's taxonomy places the organism in Eukaryota, Metazoa, Chordata, Mammalia, Rodentia, Sciuridae. Bases 337 to 1095 code for a protein of 252 amino acids.
AGGCAGUCGAACAACUUGUCCCAACGUCCCUGGCCUCUGACGUUUCUUAUUUCUACUCCUUUUACCUCCACAGUGCCAAGCUAGUUUAAUUGGACCUCAGCCUCAUCUUUCUUCUUUUGUGCUUCAGCCUGCGCAUCGCUUCUUCCUCCACUUGGCUCUCAUAGUUCAGAGGUUUCCAGGAAGAUGGUGCUAAGACUGAGAGCUUGUUCCUUUCAUCACAAGUUCAACAUCCUGUUUUGGGGUUUUAAGAUGAUUCCACUCAUGGUGACAAGAUGACUAAAACUAUUCUACCGUCACGUCCUGACAUAACUGUAUGCAAAGGAGGAAGAAAGGGAGAUGACCAAGGAAGCCAACUGUACAUCUGUGACUGACUUUGAUGAUUGUCCAGGAAAUAUAACAGAUUUCUGUCCGGAGAAUAUUGUUUGUGCAUGCAAGGAUGGAGAGCCUUUUUGCAAAUGUCUAAACUUCAGAGGUCAGUGGGGAAACUAUUGGUUCAUGGGAGCUAAAUGUGACCAACUCUGGAAUACUCUGGAUCUGAUUUUAGUAGCAACAUUGCCUGGAAUAGGAUUGGCUUUAAUCGUUGGUAUAACAAUCCAGACAAUCCACUACUGUAAAAAGAAUUCAAAGAAGAAUAUAGAUAAUAACCGAGAACAGAAGAGUUUGUCUGGACUUCAACCUCAGCAUAAAUCUGAAUAUGCAUUUGAUACUCAUUUGAGACCUCCUCAACUAGAUCAAGGCCAGAAUCCCUGGAGCUUAUCCCAUCAGGGGGUGCUUCCUGGAAGUCCUGUAUCUCCAUCAUCACAGUUCUCUGGAAGAAAUUAUAACUUUAUGAUCCAUGAGCCCAAAGAGGACUAUCAUUACAACUAUUCUUCUCAUAAUUGGGAUGAUUCUCAGAGAACGACUAAACCUGAAGCAAAUUAUGGGAACAAAUACUCUUCAAACGUGCACAUGAAGCCACUCUUUGAUUUUUCUACACCAGGAGUUCCAAAGUCAAGCUACAUUCAAAAAGAGAGACAACACAUUGAAUAUUCAAGUUCUGAAGAACCAGGAAAUCCUUAUAGAAUAGGACGCGUGCAGAUGAAAUAUAAUUAUUAA